AUGGGGGAGGGGGAGGAGAGGGGCCAGGAGGUCCGAGAGUCUGAAACACAACUGGCCACUGCUGGAGAGGCCAAUGGAUGCUCCCAGCACAGUGGGGAGAAGGAUGAGGGGGAGACCUCUGAAGACACUGGGACCCCCGCUUUGCCACCCAGCUGGCCUGCCCUUCCCAGCUCAGGCCAGGGUCAGAAGGAAGGUGUUUGUGGGACAUCACCAGAGGAGGAAGCUGAAGAGGAGGAGGAGGAGUGUGAGCCUCAGGCUUUGCCAGCCUCUCCUGCCUCGGCUUGCAGUCCACCCCUGCAGCAGCCACAGGGUUCCUGGGUGCUGGCAACCCUUUGGGGCCAGGUGCUCCUGGGCAGGGGCAUGGGCACUUCUAGUGGACAGUGGUGGUGUCAGCAGGUGCAGCUGACCCAGGAGAAGCAGUUCACAUUCGUGCUGGCUGUGGUCAUCAGUGUCUUUGUGCUCUGCUGGUUCCCCUAUUUCUUCAGCUAUAGCCUGGGUGCCAUCUGCCCUCAGCACUGCAAGGUGCCCCACCCAUGGCCUCUUCCAGUUCUUCUUCUGGAUCGGCUACUGCAACAGCUCACUGAGCCCUGUCAUCUACACCAUCUUUAA
Messenger RNA from Phacochoerus africanus (Common warthog), 609 nucleotides. Its product is annotated as alpha-2B adrenergic receptor-like. Gene Ontology annotation, cellular component: membrane. The transcript is spliced from 2 exons. The record is from RefSeq and is a predicted model, not a curated record. Gene Ontology annotation, molecular function: alpha2-adrenergic receptor activity. NCBI's taxonomy places the organism in Eukaryota, Metazoa, Chordata, Mammalia, Artiodactyla, Suidae. Gene Ontology annotation, biological process: regulation of vasoconstriction; regulation of smooth muscle contraction; adenylate cyclase-activating adrenergic receptor signaling pathway. Bases 1 to 609 code for a protein of 202 amino acids.